CGGAGGCAGAUUUCAAACGGACGUGAGUUCUUGUCUGUAAGUGUUGUGAAGUGUUUCAUAGACUUACUUGUUGAGUUUCUUGAUUGUUGAGUUGAUUAAUUAAAAAACUGUGUCUUCUAUUUAAAAUUCCUUCCGAAAUCUCUCUGUGGUGUUACAGCAAUAUGUGAUAAACUUAUUUGAAUCUUAUGACGGUUGUGUUACUAGUCUGAAACAGUUACUGUGAUUUUUUUGUGUGUUACUAAAUGAUACUACGUUAACUCGUUUAUGAUUUAUGGAUAUUUUUGCUUUUAUUGAGGUUGCAUAUCAUUGGAUAUAGAACUUAAAAAUCUGUGUACUUUCAACUCUUUUCGUUUAGAGUCGUUUCUAUAUUGACAGGUGUACAUAUAACUUUGCGAUGGAAAAUACUACGUUGCAAGGUCUCCUCAGCGAAUCCGUUUGCAAGAAGCCAGUAGUCAUAAGGACAGAACCAAUUGCUGACAAGUACACUGUGGAGACGAGACCAUUUGCCAGAGGCAAGUUUGCGACCGUGCGGCGUUGCAAGCAUAAGGAAACAGGACUGGAAUAUGCGGCCAAGUACAUGAGGAAGCGAAGACGAGCUGCUGAUGUUCGUCACGAGAUUCUACACGAGGCCCAUGUGCUCGAAAUGAGUGCGCAACAUCCUCACAUAGUGCAGCUGCACGAAAUAUACGAGACUCCAUCCGAAAUUAUUCUCGUUCUCGAAUUGUGAGUUAAUUUUUUACAGCUUCACUAUUAAACAUAUAAAAUUAUUCAUUGUUGAUGAUCUUGUUGGGUAAUGUGUAACUUCCCUACAAACGCAUAAUACA
This is a messenger RNA of Stegodyphus dumicola, 824 nucleotides long. It is a transcript of the gene Drak, whose product is annotated as Death-associated protein kinase related. Gene Ontology annotation, cellular component: nucleus. Gene Ontology annotation, biological process: intracellular signal transduction; positive regulation of apoptotic process; protein phosphorylation. Lineage: Eukaryota; Metazoa; Arthropoda; Arachnida; Araneae; Eresidae. The record is from RefSeq and is a predicted model, not a curated record. Gene Ontology annotation, molecular function: ATP binding; protein serine/threonine kinase activity.